UUCGGGCACGCAGACCUCCUUGAAUUCGUGACGUCACGCACUCCGACAGGGGAUCAAGAUAAACAAUAUGGCCGCCCUGUAAAGGCCUCAAGCACCGGAGCAAAGAUUUUGGUAUUUCGACCGAAUUUUCACAGAAAAGAUUGAAAAAUGUAACGAAGACACGUCUUAGUCCCGCAAAUUUUGCUUUAACGCCAAACCAACUGUACUAGUCAGCAGUCCAGCAAAAUGCCAAAAACAGAUACCACCAAUUACCAAUGCUCCGAGUGCAAGAUGACCUUUCAGGGCAAACGUCGCGAGUUCAAGGCGCACCUGAGGCAGCACCAGGUGGACUCGCAGGUCAACUACGAGUGCCACCAGUGCGGCAAGUGCUUCUCCAAGAAGUUCCAGCUCAAGGACCACAUCCUGAUGCACACACAGCCUCUCAGGUGCACCGAGUGCCCGCGCACGUUCGCCAGGGGAUACCAACUCCAGCAACACCUCAAGAGCCACAGGGGAGAGAAGCCGUACCGAUGCAAAUUGUGCGACGUUGCCUUCAGCUCGUCUGGCAACCUGAAGGUCCACCUGAAACGGCACCUCGGCCUCAAGGAGUUCAGUUGUGAGGUGUGCGGAAAGGCGUUCACCCGAAGGGAUGGUCUGCAGAAGCACCUCUCCUGCUUCCACGGCGGCGAAAAACCGUUCGAGUGCAACAUUUGUGGCAAACGCUACAAGGGCCACCUGAUGCAACACCUGCGCACACAUCUCCAGGAGAAACCGCACAAGUGUGACGACUGCGACAUGUGCUUUGUGCAGAGGUCGCAGCUCGUCGUCCACCAGCGCAUUCACACUGGUGAAAAGCCAUAUCCUUGCACUGAAUGUGGUCGGAGAUUUGCACACUCGACUGCCCUGAAACUGCACAUGCGUCGGCACACUGGAGAAAAGCCUUUCAUUUGCCCUCUCUGCCCAUCGACUGCAUUUGUGCAGUUGCCACAUUUGAAAAAGCAUAUGAGGUGCAUCCACAAAACGGAAAAUCCGUAUAUGUGUCUUCGGUGCCGCAACUUCUUCAAGAAAAAGGCUGAGCUCGACUCGCACGUGGAAGUGUGCAAAAUCAACGAGACCCUCCCGCCCGGCAAGUGCAACAUGUCCACUCAGACUGAGGAGGAAUUCGAGUUGGCCUUGGAGACACCGGACUCGGACGCGAGCUCCCUGCCGGAUACAAAUUUCCAGAAAAGUUUUUCCGACAAGGAGAUGUCUCCAGCCAACGAAGCCGAAUGCCAGACUGAGAGUGAGGUAAAAACAACCAAAUCAAAAUCAGAUACCAAAACUAGUCCUGCGAAACGGAAACCUGUUGCCAAAGCACCGAUCAAGGGCAAAAAGUCUGUCAAGGGGGUGUCUAAAGGGGUGGGGAAAAAGCCGGCUCCGAAAACUGUGGUUCCGACGCGCUCACUGCGGUCGAAACCAAAGCAGAAAGCUGAUGAGGAGGACGAGAGCAAAAUCGUCUUUUCAGUUCAACCAGAGCCGAUGUCUGCAGAUCGGCUUCGUUUCCUCAUCGGCGAGUUGUUCAAAAAGAUUUCCGAACCAAAGAGGCUGCAGGCUCUGGGAUUCGGAAAGAGGCUUGUUGAUGACGUUCUUGAGGAGUCCAUUUCGAAAUCAGGAAGGACUCCUUGCAAGGAGGACAUUCCUGGCAUCGACAGGCUGAGAAAGAAUUUGGAAAUUCUACUCGAGUGGACCAUCCCGAAAGAGCACCUCACUCAACUUCGAAGUGAAGGUUGCACCACCGAGAACAUACUUGAGGGAUUGGCUUCGUGAAUUAUUUGGCAGACUUUUGGCACCCUUGCUGAAUUAUUUGUUAAACAGGUCUCCGAAUAAUUUUAUUUAAAGAAAAGAAAAUCAUGUAAAAAAAUUUUAAUUGUCUGUUGUAGUCAAACGGACUAGACGUACCAAAGUGUUUGUUUCCUUUUGUUACCAAGUCAUUUAUUUCAAAUGAAAAAUCUUCUUGCCCUAUUUGCUUCCUUAUCAGAGAUUUUUUCACAUGUUUUCCUACAUUGUGUGUGAAGCAUCAAUUAUUGUUGAUUGUGUUAUGGAGUUGUUAUCAAUAUUUUGUGACUCUCUUUUUUAACUAGGCAGGAGGAUUUUGGACAAUAUUUUUAGAAACGCCAUUUUCGACCAGUCUUACGAAGAAAAAGCUUAUGAAAAUCAAUUAUUAACCUCUGCCCAGUUAUUUGAGAGUUGCAACAAGAAUUUUGUGUUGUGCCAUCGAUUUUUGUGCUUAGUCAUUUAAUUCAGUACAUUAUACUACUAUACAAAUUAAUGAUUAGAUGUAUAUUACAUUAUUAUAACUAGCAAGUAAGUCAAUUAUGAUCACUCGUAGGAGAGAGUAAUUUAUAUGUUACCUAAUUACUAAUGCAUUCAAGAAUAUUUAUUAUUGUUUGUGUACCCCAAUAACAUAAACGUAAUGUACGUAUUCUUUGAAAAUGUAUCAAAAUUUCUCCUGGAAAUUGUCCUGAAUUCAGUCGAGUGAGAUUCUUUAUUGUUUUUGGUAAUGCCAAAGAAAACUGGUUUUAUUUUUAAAGUCCAGCACAAGAAUGCCCACCUUAGAGGUGCUCUUAUCAAAUCAAGUGUUUGUUAGUCUGACUAAAGUUUCUUCCCCAUGUUCCUUUAUUAAGUCGAGUUUUUGUACAAGCAAAAUUUUAAAUUAUGGAGUUGCAAUUUUAUGUUCAAUAUAUAUGUCAAUGGUUUAUUUUUAAUUUUGUGUGCCACCUUAUGUUCAGAGUGCCAAUUUAUCGAUGGGAAAUAAUAAAAAAAUAUGUGAAAAC
Messenger RNA from Neocloeon triangulifer, 2792 nucleotides. RefSeq names its product gastrula zinc finger protein XlCGF57.1-like. NCBI's taxonomy places the organism in Eukaryota, Metazoa, Arthropoda, Insecta, Ephemeroptera, Baetidae. The coding region runs from base 226 to 1785 and encodes 519 amino acids. Gene Ontology annotation, biological process: regulation of DNA-templated transcription. The transcript is spliced from 6 exons. Gene Ontology annotation, molecular function: DNA-binding transcription factor activity, RNA polymerase II-specific; RNA polymerase II cis-regulatory region sequence-specific DNA binding. The record is from RefSeq and is a predicted model, not a curated record.